Messenger RNA from Moesziomyces antarcticus, 825 nucleotides. RefSeq lists its product as uncharacterized. NCBI's taxonomy places the organism in Eukaryota, Fungi, Basidiomycota, Ustilaginomycetes, Ustilaginales, Ustilaginaceae. The transcript has 4 exons. Bases 1 to 825 code for a protein of 274 amino acids. The record is from RefSeq and is a predicted model, not a curated record.
AUGCAGCGCAAAGUGGACGUCGAGGGCAGCGAGAUGAAGGUGCAGCGGUGGACGGCAAGCAAGCGUCGGAUCGAGAGAUUGGGUCGAACGGCGAUUAGGCUUUUGACGCCCGACAAAGGCGACUCGAGCGCGGGCAGAGCGCUGCGAAAUGCGAAUUUUCUGCCACCGAUGCGAGCCAAUCUGCAGUCGGCGGUCAAAGUGCAUUUUUCUCGAUUCAGCCUGGCGGGACGCCCCACCCAACAGCCCCCAACAGACCCCAACAGCCCCCACUGCAGCUCGCCAUGUCGCCAGCUGCUGCUUUGCCUGACUCUGCUGGAGUGGCACUUGUCCACCGACGGCAACCCUGGCGGCCAACCACCUCUACAGCGACCUUCCGAGAGCGAGCAUCACAGGAGAAGAUCGUUGAGGCUCACCAAGGUUGUCCAGGGUUCGGCCCAGGGUCACGGCGAAGAAAUGCUAGGCGAACCUCGGUGCGAGAGGAACGUGCUAUCAGUCAUCUCCACAUCGACCGAUGCAGUGACAAGGACCAGCGGAUCGGUAGAUCCUGGCUGUCACAACGCGCUGCUACCCAUCCUACCCAUCCUACCCCUCCUACCCUUGCAACGUCGAUGCCUUUUCGGCCUGCACGAUGACGAAACGCUCGCUCUGUCAAGCGUGGGGCUCUGCGGUGAAGCUCGCCUCAGCACGAGCGUCGAUCCCGGAUCUUUCGAAGGUACGCUUCAGAUGUCGCUGAUGCUCAUCGCGCUGUCGUCGGCGCAUCCGGAUGCACUAAGCGUCCUGCGUGUCCUGUUCCCGGCAUCCUCAAUCCUGGCGGAGAGAGCUUAA